UGCUCCUCCCAAUUUCCCACCAACAUCCGCUCGCAGCGUACGUUAUUAGACCACCGUGCUCCAGAUAUAGAUAUAAAGAACAGAAGCAGACGCCAUUGACCUCCGCAGUGUGUUCCCUCUGACGCGUUCAUUGUCGUCUCCUCACUUUUCCCAUCCCAACACACAACCAUGAUAUUACCGCAGCUAUCAGUGUCAGAGGCCCUCGCCGACGCAGCCCGUCUCGCCACCUUCAGCCGCGUAGGCGACGUCCUCCUCACCAACAUCGCCGGCCACGAAGCGGACCUCGUCCAACUCUUCGACGUCGCUUCCUGUUGGGUGGAAGUCCCGCCGACGCUCGACACGGACGCUGUCGUCAAGCUUCUUGACGGCGGUGCAACGAAGGUCGUUAUUGAUUAUUCGGGCGAGUCCGUGAAGCCUUUGUUGGAAGUGCUGCCUGGCGACCGCGUCGUGCUUGUCAUAUCUGACGUUGAGCGUGCGUUGAAGGCCGCGGACUCGGAGCCGGUCCCCAGUUCGGUGGAUGGGCUGAUAUUUGAGGUGGACGAAAGGUUCUUGCAGAGCGAAGCAGGGCAAGACGCUUUCCUCGGGGCGUUGUCAACCUUCCCUGGAGGUGAUGUGCGGAUACUCUUCCGCGCCAAAGGGACUCAGGGGAUAACUCCCCAGGUCGUGCUUCAAAGCAACGAAAAAGGAAUCGAUGCUGUUGUACCGGCUAGUCAAUUUGGCGGAGAUGCCAUCGAUCUGGGUGCUGCCUUUGCGGCAUGCCUGAAAACCGACCGUCCCGAUGGACUGUUUCCCACGAUAGUGGUCGAUGAGCAAGGAGUGGCUUUAGGACUCUGCUAUUCGUCGAAAGAAAGCAUCGCAGAGGCUGUCAAGACGGGGCAGGGCGUCUACCAGUCGAGAAAUCGAGGGCUGUGGUACAAAGGACAAUCCUCCGGCGCCACGCAGAAACUCAUCAAAAUCGACUACGACUGCGACCAGGACACGCUUCGAUUCACUGUGCAGCAGGCGGACCCGGGCUUCUGUCAUCUGAACACUCGCACGUGCUUUGGGGCGGAUAAUGGCAUCAGCGCGCUGGCGAGGACGUUGGAGAGCCGCAAGACGGCCGCGCCGGAAGGGUCGUACACUCGUCGCUUGUUCGAAGACAAAACUCUCCUGCACUCGAAGAUCAUGGAGGAGGCUGAUGAGUUGGUGCAGGCGACCGAUAAGGAUGAGAUUGCGUGGGAGACCGCAGAUUUGAUUUUCUUUGCCUUGACAAAAUGUGUCGCCAAUGGGGUGUCGCUAACGGAUGUGGAGAAGCAUCUGGAUAGACGGGCGAAGAAGGUUGUUAGACGGCCAGGGAACGCGAAACCGAAAUGGGACUUGGCGAAGAAGGAGGAAAGCGGAGCCGUCAACGGAGCCCAACCAGCGAAACCCGUCGCUGCCGUUGCGGAACCGCCAUCUGACGGCCGAAUUAGAAUGCGGACGCACGUUUUCACUCAAACGAGCCCCGAACAGCAGCAAGCACUCCUCCUCCGCCCCAUCAUCAAAACCUCCGAAAUCAUGUCCCGCGUAAAACCCAUCGUAGAGCAAGUCCGCACGGGAGGAGACAAAGCCCUCCUCCACCUCACCGCAACCAUCGACAAGGUCCAGCUCGACACCCCCGUGAUGAAGGCGCCAUUCCCAGCUGCCGCCAUGGCCAUAACCGACGACGUGAAGAAGGCGAUCGAUCAAGCGUAUGACAACAUUCACAAGUUCCACGAUGCCCAACUGGAUCGCGGCGUGUUGAGGGUUGAGACGAUGCCUGGUGUGGUGUGCACGCGGUUCUUUAGGCCUAUUGAGAGAGUGGGUCUGUACGUGCCUGGAGGAACGGCCGUGCUUCCUUCGUCAACUCUCAUGUUGGGUGUCCCCGCCAAGGUCGCCGGAUGCAGUGAAAUCGUUGUGGCCACACCCCCUCGGAAAGACGGCACUGUCGCGCCGGAAGUCGUGUACGUGGCCGACAAGAUUGGCGCAACGACGCUGUUGAUUGCAGGAGGAGCGCAAGCUGUCGCCGCAAUGGCGUACGGGACUGAGAGCGUGCCGAAAGUGGACAAGAUCUGUGGACCGGGCAACCAAUAUGUGACGGCCGCCAAGAUGGUGGCACAGGGAGACAGCUCCGCCAUGGUCUCGAUCGAUAUGCCGGCAGGACCUUCCGAGCUUCUGGUCAUAGCGGACGCAACAAGCAAUCCCGCCUACGUAGCCUCCGACCUCCUCUCCCAAGCCGAACACGGCACCGACUCCCAAGUCGUCCUCCUCACCGUCGGCCUGAACCCGGAACAAAUCGCCGCCAUCGAGAACGAGAUCCACACCCAAGGCUCCGCCCUCCCUCGCGCCGACAUCGUUCGCGUCUCGAUCGCCAAAUCGUACAUCAUGCAGAUGGACACUGUCGAAGAAGCCAUGCGAUUCUCGAAUAUGUAUGCGCCUGAGCACUUGAUUUUGCACUGCAAGGAUGCGGAGACGUUGGUGGAGCAGGUCAUGAAUGCUGGUUCGGUGUUUGUGGGGCAGUGGUCGCCUGAGAGUUGCGGUGACUACGCCUCCGGCACAAACCACACCCUCCCAACCUACGGAUACGCGCGCAUGUACUCGGGAGUCAACACCCUUACGUUCGUGAAGCACAUCACUUCGCAAAUGCUAACAAAAGAAGGUCUGGACCGGCUGGGAGACACCGUUACCACACUCGCAGCCGUCGAAGGGCUAGAGGCUCACCGCAACGCUGUGGCCAUCCGUCUGAAGGACAUCAGGGGUGAUGACGCGAAGGCGAAGUAGAGGUUGUGUUCCUGACGGCGUCGUAUGGCUUCUUAGCAUUAGUCAUGAGGUAAUCGGUUGUCACGGCGUUGUCCUUUCCAUUCCUUGCAUACAGUAGAGCCUUUCAUUCCCCCGCCAUGACCGACAUGCACACCUAGCAAUCAUUAUUCAUCGGAUUA
This is a messenger RNA of Fimicolochytrium jonesii, 2936 nucleotides long. RefSeq names its product histidine biosynthesis trifunctional-protein. The coding region runs from base 169 to 2778 and encodes 869 amino acids. Lineage: Eukaryota; Fungi; Chytridiomycota; Chytridiomycetes; Spizellomycetales; Powellomycetaceae. Gene Ontology annotation, biological process: L-histidine biosynthetic process. The record is from RefSeq and is a predicted model, not a curated record. Gene Ontology annotation, molecular function: NAD binding; phosphoribosyl-AMP cyclohydrolase activity; histidinol dehydrogenase activity. Gene Ontology annotation, cellular component: cytoplasm. The transcript is spliced from 3 exons.